Lodderomyces oxycetoniae is the source of this 3381-nucleotide messenger RNA. RefSeq lists its product as uncharacterized. The record is from RefSeq and is a predicted model, not a curated record. The coding region runs from base 1 to 3381 and encodes 1126 amino acids. The transcript is spliced from 2 exons. Lineage: Eukaryota; Fungi; Ascomycota; Pichiomycetes; Serinales; Debaryomycetaceae.
AUGUCUUCAUUAAAAAUACCGGAUUUGCGGUUUGAGCAAGCAUUUUGGAGGCAACUUUAUUCGUAUGCUGGUAUAAAGGAGAAAAGUGAAAGACUACAAUUUUCGGGUGACAAGAGCCGUUACAAGUCAUUACAGGCCAAAUUGGGUGACAGAGAAGAGGAGAUUAUGCUUUUAAAUGAGGCCAUUGACCGCGAGGAGCAAGACUACCUUGAAAGCCAACAACCAUUACCACCAAUUACUCCUGGCAUUGUCAUUUAUGCAAUCAUUAAAGAUCAAUUGUUACUACCGUUUAUACAAGGGUUUUUUUUGACGGGCAUUCUAAUAUCGAUACGUCCUUUUUUACAUAUAUUUGUCCAAAACGGACAACGUGCAGAUAACUUAAAUCAGCCAAAUUCCGGAGCACUAGCGGCAGCGUUGACUAUUGGGAACACUAUGAAACAGAAAGCCGCUAAUCCCCAUAUUCCUCGAUCCCAGUCGUUCCUGCAACAUCCUCAAUUUGUUUCUCAAAAUAGAACAAGCUCCAUUACAGAAUCAAGGAGCGGCAGUCUUUUGAAAAGGCAAUCGAAAUCAAACAUGUUUCAAAAACCACAGCUGAGCUAUGUUCAGCAGUCGAGACGCUUUUCUGAUGGCUCUCUUGUAUCCAACGUCUCAGAGCACUAUACUCCCAUGACAUCGACUGAAUCAACAACUCAGUAUGGAAUCCCCAUUGUGUAUAAUGACGUAAACGAUGGUUUUAACGACUCAUAUUUGGACGAAAUCACAGAGGAGUCAACACAAGUGUAUCUCAACAACAAAGCCAAGAUGAAAGACUUGAGACUACCCGUUUUAUCCAAGCAGCAGCAGCAUCAGCAGCAUCAUCAGCAGCAUCAGCAUCAGCACCCACAGUAUUAUCGAAAUGGGGAAACUAUGCCCAAGCAAGAAUCGGUAAAGAUGGUGAAAAAAUACAUCCCCAGUCCUACUGGGAUCAAAGUGAUUGAGGUACCCGAAUCUAGCAUUAAGAAGGAAAUGGUACGGUCAAAUUCAAUGAGAAUGAACUCUUACACGCCGAGAUCAAACUCAUCAUUAAAGAGGAGCACUUCAAGAUCCGCGUCAUUGACUAAGUUGAGAACGCAAAAGGCAAAUGCAAGUGGUGCAGAACAACUGGCAAUGCCAUCUAUGAAGGAAAACGUGGCGUUGGAGGAAACUCUAGGUAGAAACGACGAGACUAUUGCACAGAAAAAUAAGUUGAAACUUUUAGAGGAGAAAAUAGAAAAGGAGAAACAACUAGCAAAAGAGGUGGAAAUUAAACGAUUGGAAUAUGAAAAGUUACACAAGUCAAGACUUGAGAAGGAGAAAGCUUUACGCGAGUACGAACACUUACAAGAGAAAGAGCCUUUUUUGACGGAAAGGAGUGGAGACGAAAAAAUGUCGUCAAAGCAGAACAUAUCGGUAGAGACAAGUAAUAACCACACGGAAAUACCCGAUGAAGGAAAAGAGAACCCGACUAAUGUAGUAGUAGUAGUAGGAGGAAAAGGAGGAGGAGGAGGAGGAGAACCAAAGCUUGCACAGUCUGAAGAUACUAACAAUGAACAAGAACUCAGCGAGGAUAAGUCGAACCCAGCUGAAUUGGUUACAGGUAACAAAGAAGAACUGAAAUCGGUUGAAUUGAUUACAAGUGGCAAAGAAGAAGAAAAAGAAGAAGAACCUGAAACAAUUAUUCCAAUUCUUCAUGAACAAAAGCUUGAAUCAAACUCAAAACCUCAGUCGACCACAGAUCAGAAUGGUGAUAGUAUUGAAGAAACAUCGACAGAUGCCAUUGUUGAUACCAAUAAAGAGCUGCUGACUAUAGAUCAGAAUGAUUACAAGCACGAAGACUUUGUUGAUGUAAUGUUGACUGAAAUGCGCAUAAAAGACGAAGAUAAGGACCUUAGUGGCGGUAUAGCAGCUUUAGGGGAAGAAGAAGCCUCAAAUGAUUUGAGCACUGAAAGAUACGAAGACGACGAUAAUGCGCACAACGUAGCAGCAACUGUUAAUUCAAAAGAAGAGCAUCCAUUAAUUUUAAAGGACGAUGGAACCAUUGAGAUUUUAGAGGGCAGUGACUCGUCCUAUCCACUGACUGCAGGUAAUGGUAGCAAGAAUCUCAGCUUAAGGUCUCCCAAAAAUAGUGGUGCUGAGAGUUUGGAUUUAUUGCUGCCUCCUACAAUGGAGUCUACUUCAAGCUCCAAGUCUUCUGUAUAUUCAGGAGAGUCCAUCAAGCGCCCUAUGAAGUCAGCCAUGAAGACGCCGUCAUCAACCUCAUUUUCACAACCACAACAAGCUAUUCCUCAAUAUGCGACAAAUAGUAAUGCCGCGCAUCAAGCAUAUCUCUCGUUGACAACUGCGGAGAAUACAAGACUCAAUUCUAAGUCUUCGAGUUUGAAAUUGACGAAUGGACCCCAGCUGACUCUGACUACCAAUAGACCAUUACCCAACCACCAUCAAAGAGGCGGAGAUUUUGCAAACUUGGGGGGAGUCAAUGGUGGCGCUUACCCGCAAGUAUCCAAUUCGACACCUUUUCAAAGAACUUCCCAAAAAAGAUUGUCACAACAAAGUUUGAGAAACAACUUUUAUCCUCAGCAGAAACCGCAUACUCGACAAAAUCAGAUAAAACCCGAAAUAGGGAUGAGUGGUAGAACUAUGCGUCACAGCACAUACGUACAACCUGUCGAGCCACAUCUGUCAGUCCAAACGGGUUAUGUGUCGUCACCCAAAGUAAAGGCACAAGAUUUGUAUGCAAAAGCAAAAGCUCGGCCUUAUUCUAAUUUCGGGAAUAUGAAAAGACACUCGUCAUUCUCAAGGGAAAUGUCCGGUGAUGAUCAGCAAAAAAAUUUACAAACCAGUGGUCCGAACAAAGAUUCCAAUUUGCAAGUGAAAGCUGGAAUGCAAGCCAAAACAUUACGAGCACCGCCUCAGUCAAAUCCCACUCAACACAACAAUGGAUCCCUCCAACCACAACAAUUACAACCACAAUUAGAAGUAUAUUCAUCUUCAUUAUCAUCAUCGUCACAGUAUCCACAGAUGAACAACAAACAUGCGGGUACGACAGCGUAUAACAAUGCUACCACUAGCAGGUCCACGUCCGGUACCGGAUUCAAGUCGAGAUUUAAUGAUUCUGACGAUGACUUGCCAAAUCAUAGCGGCAGAAAUGGGAAAACAUUUGCGUCCAGAUUUGUUGAUUCUGAUGACGAUUUACCAAAUGUAUCUUCUCCUUCUUCUUCUUUCCCGGUUGCUAAUGUACACUCUUCAUUAGCUCCGCUGCAACCCGUAGGAGCUUUCACCCUCAGAAGUGCAGAGCCAGAAGUCCCUCCUCAACAUAAGAAAAAGUUUGGAAAGUUGAGAAAGCUAUUUGGUCAACGAUACUAA